This is a messenger RNA of Indicator indicator, 1116 nucleotides long. It is a transcript of the gene WNT16, whose product is annotated as Wnt family member 16. The coding region runs from base 1 to 1116 and encodes 371 amino acids. Gene Ontology annotation, biological process: cell fate commitment; multicellular organism development; neuron differentiation. The record is from RefSeq and is a predicted model, not a curated record. Gene Ontology annotation, cellular component: extracellular region. The transcript has 4 exons. NCBI's taxonomy places the organism in Eukaryota, Metazoa, Chordata, Aves, Piciformes, Indicatoridae. Gene Ontology annotation, molecular function: frizzled binding; cytokine activity.
AUGGGGCGCGAGGUGCCUCUCCGGGCGUGCCUCUUGCGGGCAGCGCUACUGCUCGCCCUCUGCCCCGCCGCCGGGGCCGGCACCUGGAUGUGGCUGGGCAUCACCGCUGCCGGCGGGCCGGAGAAACCGGGCUGCGCCAGCCCGCCGCUGAGCCGCCGGCAGCAAGACCUAUGCAAGCAGAAGCCGGAGCUGGUGCCCGCCAUCCGGGAGGGAGCGCGUCUGGGCCUCCAGGAGUGCCGCAGCCAGUUCCGACACGAGCGCUGGGACUGCCGCCCGCUGCCCUCCGCCCGCCGCGGAGCCACCGCCUCCGUUCCUGCCGCCUCCGUUCCCGCCGCCGCCGCCUUCGGGCACCAGCUUAGCAGCGGCACGAAGGAGACGGCAUUCAUAUACGCAGUGAUGUCGGCAGGCCUCGUGCAUUCGGUGACUCGAUCAUGCAGUGCUGGAAACAUGACUGAGUGCUCCUGCGACAUGAACCUGCGGCAUGGGGGUUCAGCCAGUGAGGGCUGGCACUGGGGCGGCUGCUCAGAUGAUAUCCACUAUGGAAUGUCAUUCAGCAGAAAGUUCCUGGACGUGCCCAUGAAGAACAUAACGGGCAAGAGCAGGAGUGGAUUGACAGCGAUGAACCUGCACAACAACGAGGCCGGGAGGCAGGCUGUAGCAAAGCUGAUGUCAGUGGAUUGCCGUUGUCAUGGUGUUUCUGGGUCCUGUGCUGUGAAAACUUGUUGGAAAACUAUGUCCUCCUUUGAAAAGAUUGGCCGUUUUUUAAAGGAUAAGUAUGAAAACAGCAUACAAAUAUCAGACAAACUGAAAAAAAAGCUACGCAGAAAAGAGAAAAGCCAGCGAAAAAUUCCAAUCGGGAAAGAAGACUUGCUGUAUGUGAACAAAUCACCCAAUUACUGUGUCGAAGACCAAAAACUGGGGAUUCCUGGGACUCAGGGAAGGGAAUGCAACCGCACCUCGGAGGGACCUGAUGGCUGCAACCUCCUCUGCUGCGGGCGUGGGUACAACACACACGUUGUCAGGCACGUGGAGAGGUGUGAAUGCAAAUUUGUCUGGUGCUGCUACGUGCGCUGCCGGAGGUGUGAGACCAUGACUGAUGUACACACCUGCAAGUAA